This is a messenger RNA of Sander lucioperca (pikeperch), 4656 nucleotides long. RefSeq names its product tumor protein p53 inducible protein 13 (gene tp53i13). Bases 353 to 2260 code for a protein of 635 amino acids. The transcript is spliced from 10 exons. Gene Ontology annotation, cellular component: cytoplasm. Lineage: Eukaryota; Metazoa; Chordata; Actinopteri; Perciformes; Percidae. The record is from RefSeq and is a predicted model, not a curated record.
AUAUGGAAUACUUAACUGUCUCAUUAGAUAUAGGAAUAGAGAAAUAUAAGAUACUAAUAUAUUAAAUAUUUAAAUUAGCUACUUAAAUUGGUACAAGAUAACGCAAGGUGAUUAUAUUUUGAAAUUUGCACAAGGAAAACGUACGUUAUCUUUCAACAAUGUGAAUAACUUGACAUCUAUGUGCCAUACACUGGCGAAAUAGCUAGUAAGUAAUGGAAGUAUACAACACUUUCUAUUACCUUAUUUCGCAUUAUUCUGGGAUUAUUUAAGGUCAGUUCUUCGCUCUGUAGCUAGAGGACCAAAGGAAAUCUAUGGCAGCCAUCUAAAUGUGCGUCUGUCUGGUCACCAUUGAAUGACCAUGCCGAGCCAAACGACGUCCCCGCCGCUGACAGUGACUGUGUUGGCCGCACUCUGGGUCAGUUUGGGUCGGUGUGGUGUCUCCGAGUCUCUGGGACCGCCGGGAUGUGACAAUGGAAAGCUGUUUUUGGAUAGGGACCUGCCUGCGGAUGCUGUUUAUUGGGACUGUCCAGGGUCUACUACUUGGCCAGAGUCUCAGGUUGCUCCAUCAGUGGUUUAUCUACAGAGACGUCCCAGUAUUGACACAGUGUAUGAUCCUGUGCCAGCCAGGCAGAUCUGCAUGGAUACAUCUAUUUCCUACAACCAUACCAUUCCCAACAGUGGAGCGUACAGACCAGUAAGGGCAGAGUGUGGAGAGUACUUGUACUGUCCUCCUCAACGGUGGCUCAAUAACUUGCACCAUGGAGCACCUGUUUUGCUCUACCAUCCCUGUGCGCCUCUCCAUGAGCGUCUACUUCUGUCUGUCCUGGCCCGCUCAUGUCUGCCAGACUACAUUAUUACCUCACAUCCACAGCUCAAUGAACACAUGCCAAUAGCCUUGGUGUCAUGGGGUCACACCUUGGAGCUGUCCACCGUGGCCUCUUCAGACGUCUGUGAUUGGCUGGAGACCACAACAAACACCACAAAACAGUUUGGUGGUGUGAGCCAGAGCAGGAAGUACAACCUGCUGUUAAUCUGGUCAGCCGAGCAGCACCGGCAGCAACAUGCACAUCCAGACGAACACGGCGCAAAAAUGAAGUCUCUGAGGCGAUGCUGUGAGCAGACCAUCUCUUCUCUGCUGAACGGAGCGACGGACAAAGAGCAAGAGUCCAACGGCAAGAAGGAACGCUUGAGACAAAUGAAAGAGGAAGGAAAAAGGAGGCAGAUAAGAGCCGCCAUUAGAGAAAAACAGCAGAAUGUUAAGGAUGAGAAUGAGAGACAAAACACAGUAACACACCAGACCACCAGAACCACCAACGGCAGGACAGGGAACUUCCAGAACUACAACGGUACGCUUGGACCAUCAGCAGGUUCUCUUCCAGGGAACAGGACUCUCUCAGAUCCUUCUCAAUCUCAAUCUAAGAUCCAGAAUACAAAUCAGAGCCUUAAACCAACGCCCACAGCUCCUUUGGAGUCAAAUAUGUCUGACCUCAGAAACCCAAACCCCUCUGCUGGGUUGGAUGUUCGUGCAGACGGUGUGAACAGUGACCAUAAUGAUACCGCGAGGGCCGAAGCCCGGGUCCUCGGUUCCAAAGAUGAAGUUAUAGACUCAGCCAAGCAGAGGGACAACGAAUCCGUUAGACACAGCCUGAAAGAGAAAAUCUCUAAAGACAAAAUCUUUGAUAAAGGCAACACAGCAGAUGGCACAAUGAAGGACAAUGAAGUGGUAAAUGUUAAAGAGAGAGAGUUGGAACGUAAGCAAACACACGGUGACACGCGCUCUCAGCACAAAAGUGAAAAGAUUGGCUUUGGUUCUGUUUCCAAAUCCCAAUCAGAGUCUCAGCCUCAGCCUCAGCCACAACAGCACCAGAACCCACAGCCAGCCACUUCCCUGCCCAACGGCCACGACUGUGGCAGCUGCAAAGGAGCCGAACACUGUGAAUGCAACGGGGCCUCAGGGGCCUCGGCCGCUCUCGUGAAUAAAGGGUUGCUGAGGACCCCCAUGACAGACGAGGGAGCGUGGGCAGCAGCAGCGCUGGGCUUCCUGCUGAUUCUCCUGACCCUGUCAGUGCUUCACACACGCCUGUACCGCCACUGGAGGACCACACCCAGUCUUUACUGGCACGACCCACGACAGGACUACGACAGUGUGGCAGAUGUGAUCCGCAGGAGGCUACGAAUUGCAAACAGGAGGCGGAAAAGGGGCAGGAGACAGGAGUGUGUUCUUCUGCCCAGCUCCUCCAGCUCAGAAGAACAUCUAUAGAAAUAUGAAGGAAAAAUCCCAGAGAAAGUAGAGGAGGUGGACAAUAUUGGUAAUUUGGCAACAACCUGUCUAUUAUAAAAGCUACUGGAUAACAUGAAAAGCUCAGGCUGAAAUGCCACAAAGCUGCUCAAGGGUCAGUUAGAUCCUGUUUCCAAAUUGAUUGGGUACGGAGUGAUUUGAGAGGUCCUCUCACAUUUUUUUUUUUUUUUUAGAUUGAGAUUAGAUUUUUUUAGAUCUUUAUAUCUACUUCUCCUUGUGAAGGAGGGAGAAGGGAAAAAACAUUUUUUGACCCAAACGAGCGUUGUAUUAUAAACCGCUAGAACACUGGCAAAUUAUUUCUUAACAAAGUAUGUAUGUGUGUCAUAGAUUUACCAUUUAAUAAUAUUGUAACCAAAACUACAGUUCCCAAAUAACAAGCAUCAAAGAAUAUUUACAAAAGAGGCUAGUGUAUAUUGAUACAUAACCCUCAUAGGUCAUGUGGUUCUGGUCCUUUGAGGACAUCCCUAUGAACAUCACAUCAGAGAGUCCAAAGAGAAGCCCUCAGGCUUUAUUACAGAAAGUGACCUGCAAAUUGUAUGUAUUUGUAUUUGUUCCAAUACUGAUAAUACCUACACAUCACACAGUGUAUAUGUCUUAGUUUGCUCACUGCAUGUACAGUAUAUGUUUUUUAUUGUGCUACAUUUAGUCCGAAAUUUGAUUUUAUAAAUAGUUUAAUAGUAAUAUGCUGUUGCUUUUACCUGUGAAGGUUUAGUAUGUGAAUAUGUUGCUGUUCUAAGCAACGCUGUGUGCGGUAUGUUUUAAUUUAAAUGGUACAAGCUGUAUUUUUGGACAGACAUUAGUUAAGGAUUUUCAAAGACAAACUUCGUCACAGAAGUGUUGAGGGCAUGGAUUUCUGCUUGAAACAGCUGUGAUGGAUGUCAGGAUGUUGUCUCAUAUCUUUUAUCAACAUAAGCAAAUGUUAGCUUGGACCAGUUAUAGGCGGACCGAUAACUCAAUUUUUACCUGCCAUUUUUUUACCUGAACAUUUUUUUAAGGAUCCCUUACAUUUUUUUGUUUUAAAGAAUUGUGACAAAGAUAUGCACUGAUCAGGUCAUUUUACUGUAGAAGAAUACACUUUCUAAAUAACCUCAAACUUAUCUUGAGCAUUUCUGCGACUCAACUGGCACUAAUAUAUUGGCUGAUUUAUCAGUCUAGUUCUAACUCAAAUCUUAAGAAGGAAACAAGAAAAAUGCAUUUUACAGACGCAUGUACAACAAAAAUAAGGCCUUAUUUGUUUGAAGAUUGAAAUGUAAUGUGGUUCUUAUCAUACGGAUUCUAAAUGCUAUGGUGGGUUGUAGUGGUCUUAUUGUAACUACAUACUUUUACUUUUGUCAGUUGCUUUUUCUAGAACUUGUCAAUGGAAAUAAAAGCUGAGGCACCAACAGUUGUUGGAUUGUCUUCAUUAGGAGACAGAGGGCUAGUAUAGAACCAGCUCAACAAAGUAAAAUAAUUGACCUUUAAUGUCAACAUUUGAAAAGUAUUCCCACACGAUGGGACUCUGCAAAUUUAAAUUUAACAUAAGUACAAUUUUGUUAUGAAUAAAAAGUGCAGCAUGGUGCAGUUUUUCUUUCCCUUUGCUAAAAAUGUCAACAGCAUCAUCUAGUUAAAUGUUUUCCCUAAUACUGAAAGGUUUCAGCUAGACUGAAACUGUCCUUACACAGAGAUGUUAAUACACAUGCAUUCCAGUUACACAUACUACAGUAAAAAUAAAUGUGAAGGUAGGUCAAAGACAAUUGACUUGUUUUACUAUUUUAUUACAAAUGUACAGCUUAUGAGUUUCCAUUACGACUGACCUUUGUAAGUCAUUGUUUUCUCUACUUUAUACAGUUUUAACAUCUUCUGUUAAAAGAUAACUCAAAUCACCCAUCUCCCAAUGUGUAGAGCUGUAAUGAAACACAGGGACAGCAACAGCACAGGCCACAGUGCACCACCAAUGGCUGAGUAUCAGAAGUGUGUGUGUGUGUGUGUGUGUGUGUAUAUAUAUAUAAUUCACUGGCUGCAGAUUUAAUGUUUGUACUUUGUAGAAGGCUUGGUCCAACUGAUAAGUUGAGGGUGUGUGUUUGAUGAAUCUUGGACAUGAUUAAGGUGUAGAAAGUGUUGACCAUGAACUGACAGAAGCAUUUAACAUUCAUACUAGAGGCACCCUACGUAGUGUCUUCUAUCUCAGAAAAGGACUAGGCCAUGUGCAUUUUAGACCCUUCUCCCGACAUUUUGAGAUGACUGUAGUGCUAAACCAAAGUGCGCUUCAGACCUUUUCUAUUGCUCCAUCCCGAUUCAAACCCUGCCUCCUGCACCUAAUGUACUUGUACUAAGACAUUUGGGAGAGUGCAGUACAAAUGUGGAUCCUACUUUAUCCA